Messenger RNA from Cheilinus undulatus (humphead wrasse), 2607 nucleotides. It is a transcript of the gene cav1, whose product is annotated as caveolin 1. The coding region runs from base 313 to 858 and encodes 181 amino acids. Gene Ontology annotation, molecular function: molecular adaptor activity; protein kinase binding; transmembrane transporter binding. The record is from RefSeq and is a predicted model, not a curated record. NCBI's taxonomy places the organism in Eukaryota, Metazoa, Chordata, Actinopteri, Labriformes, Labridae. Gene Ontology annotation, cellular component: cytoplasmic vesicle; perinuclear region of cytoplasm; Golgi apparatus. Gene Ontology annotation, biological process: negative regulation of protein tyrosine kinase activity; negative regulation of endothelial cell proliferation; caveola assembly. The transcript is spliced from 3 exons.
AGUAUAUGACUGAGUUAGUCUCUCCCUCAGCCGGGCAUGUUCCACUGAGGCUCUCCCGUCCCUGCUCACAGGUGACUCCCGAGCUGUGGAGACGCGCGCUGCGGGAUCCAAGGAAACCCCGGAGGUUUCCCCUCACAGCUCUGGCAUCAAAUUCAAGUCACGUUCAGACAGAAGGGCAGGAAUUGGAGCACAACAACAGGUCCCUGAGAAGAACCCCGGUCCUCUCACUUCGCCUCCACGCCUCCCACUUUGCUUCCUAUAUUGUCUCCUUGACUGUUUCAUCGCUCUAAUCUUUUCUAACUUGUGAACAGCAUGACAGGAGGACUGAAGGACGGCGAAACAGAGGAGGAGUUUCUGCAUUCGCCGUUCAUCCGAAAACAAGGGAACAUAUACAAACCUAACAACAAAGACAUGGACAACGAAAGUCUGAACGAGAAGACGAUGGAGGAUGUCCACACCAAAGAGAUCGACCUGGUCAACCGGGAUCCUAAGCACAUAAAUGACGACGUUGUGAAGGUCGACUUUGAGGAUGUGAUUGCCGAGCCUGCGGGGACCUACAGCUUCGACGGCGUGUGGAAAGCUAGCUUCACCACCUUCACUGUCACCAAGUACUGGUGCUACCGGCUGCUGACGGCACUGGUCGGAAUCCCCCUGGCACUGAUCUGGGGUAUCUUCUUCGCCAUCCUGUCCUUCAUCCACAUCUGGGCCGUGGUGCCUUGUGUCAAGAGCUACCUGAUCGAGAUACACUGCGUCAGCCGCGUCUACUCCAUCUGCGUGCACACCUUCUGCGACCCGCUGUUCGAAGCUAUGGGCAAGUGCUUCAGCAACAUCCGAAUCCGUACCUCCAAGGAGGUGUAGCAUCCAAAACAGAGAGAUGGAAAUGGAGAAUUCACAGAAAGAGGGGAGGGAGGACGGGAGGGCUAGAGCCACACAGACGGAGGGAAAAGUCAGAACAGAAAAGAAGAUAUUAUUAAACCUCUGGAAAGAAGAGAGGUGAGACUUUUCCAGAGCUUGGCGUGGCUUGUUUGGAAGUGAAAGUGCGUGGUCAUAUGGCACCUGAUCCCGCCUUUUUUUCAGCUGUUUUUCUCUCCAGUGUUGGUGUAACCAAAUGGGUGGUCACAGGAAAAUCAAAGGGUUAAUCUUUGGGGAUUUUGUUGUUUUUUUUUUUGUUCUUUUUUUUUUUUUUAAGCCAACUUUGUCCAUCAUGAAACAAACCAUUUCUGUUAUUUUUGCCAUGAUGUAAAUUCCCUCCAUUUUUACCAUUUUUGUGGAGAGCUUCUCACUUUUAUUGAUUUAUGUGAAGAGGGGAUGUCAGGCGGUAUGGCUGUAGUCCCUCGCGCUUAUAUGUGUUUGUGUUUUUUGGAGCCGCUGGGCAGGGCAGGAUGGUGGGAUGUCGGGGUUGGGACGGUCACAGCAGAGAGAGAAUGAGCGAGUGCUGCCAAAUUCUAUCUGACUCAGCACAAACAAAACAACCCCACAAGCCUGACAGCACAGCGGUGGCAGCAGCCCUCCCUCUGCUCUCUUUGACCUCCAACCCACAAAAACCAACCAGCCCCCGCCCCUUUACCCGGCUUUUCCAGCAGUCUGACACACUGAACCUGCCCUCGUUCCUGCAUGCACCUACGUCGCCUCGCCAGCAACUCGCCGUCCGCCAUCUCCACACCCGCCACACAGCCCUGUGAUGCAGAAACCGUCUGCGUCUCAGCUCACUCGCUCUGUGCAACAGCUUUUCUCUUCAUUAUUCCCAUUAUUACCAGAGUGUGACAGAGAAUGUUAGAAUUUUGCUAGAAAUACCCAAUUUUUUUACUCAACAAUGGUUUUCUGAAUAUUUUAGUGACACUCACAGCUUUAAAUGCACAUCACUUUAGUGGCAUAGUGAAUGCUUUUUAUUUUCUACACUAUAAAUAUGAAGAACUUUGAGGGGUUAACUUCUAAACUGUUGUUUUAAUAUGUACUGUAUGGGUGUUAAUGCAGAGAUUUUAAAAGCUAUGGCCGCAUUCCAACGCACUAAUCUAUGGGAAAGUAUUUUGCAAAAAGCACUAAUAAAGAUCUUUGUUCUGUUCUUGCAAAGGUGCUAGUGAUUAAGCAGUGAUGUUUGCAUGCUCUUCAAGCUUGUGUGAAGAUUUCUCUUUGAGCUGUGGUACUUACACAGAUUAAUGCAUUGGAAUAAAUACAAUGUGAGCUUGAAUGAGUGAUUUUAGAUGCAUUUUAAGUUGUUAUCUGGUCAUAAUUUUGCACCCUGCCUAUUAUUAUCUGUUCUCUUUUUUAUUUCUCUUGCUGCCCUUUUUGUUGACUGUGGACAUGAUGCAUAAAGCAUAAACCUGUUGCCUCCUACACCAGAGAUAAGGGAGGGCACAGCUGAGUGGGGUUUCCAGGGUUUUUUUUGGGGGGGGGGUAUGUUUGAUUGAGACACUAAACUUGCUUUAACUCCAUCACCUUCAGUCUAUCUGCUGUCUCCUCACACUCAUGGUAAUGUUUUAGCAUCUAUUCUUUCAAUUGAGUGUUUUUAAGCUCUAAAGGUGAUAUUUUUUUAUAAGAAUUGAUUUUCCCUCCUUGCUUUUACUGUACAAUAUCACGCUGUGCACAUUAAAAUUUAAUAUAAUCCAA